Molecule: messenger RNA, 630 nt
Organism: Drosophila gunungcola (fruit fly)
Lineage: Eukaryota; Metazoa; Arthropoda; Insecta; Diptera; Drosophilidae
Gene: Cyt-c-d
Product: cytochrome c-1
Exons: 2
Coding region: 152-469 (105 amino acids)
Biological process (GO): mitochondrial electron transport, ubiquinol to cytochrome c; mitochondrial electron transport, cytochrome c to oxygen
Cellular component (GO): mitochondrial intermembrane space
Molecular function (GO): heme binding; electron transfer activity
Source: RefSeq, a predicted model, not a curated record
CGCCAAGCGGAGCAGCAGCCCCAUUCGCCCCAAAGUAGCGCUCUUUAGCAGAGCGAGAGAGAGAGAGAGACAGUGCUCCAAAUAGUGGGAGGCACAGCAACAAGCAGGGAAAGAGCGAGAGCAAAAGAGACUCGUCCAGCAGGCUUCAAGAAUGGAUGCUGGUGAUGCGGAGAACGGCAAGAAGAUCUUCGUGCAGAAGUGCGCCCAGUGCCACACUUACGAGGUGGGUGGCAAGCACAAGGUUGGCCCGAAUCUGGGUGGAAUCGUGGGUCGCAAGAGCGGCACUGCGCCUGGCUACAAGUACACGGAAGCCAAUAUGAAAAGGGCCGUUUCCUGGACGGAGGGAAAUCUGGACGAGUACCUAAAAGACCCAAAGAAGUACAUCCCCGGCACAAAGAUGGUUUUCGCCGGUCUCAAAAAAGCUGAAGAUCGGGCCGAUUUGAUCGCCUUCCUGAAGACAAACAAGUAAAAGAAAAACUCCUGCAAAACAACAAGAUCGGCAACCAUAACAUCAGGAAGACGGCACUAAAAAAAUUUGACCUUACAAUUGCAACAUUUACUGAUAAUCACAUUAAUCUUUAAUUGGAAGCAACAUACGCCCAAUAAUACUUUAAAAAGGUUUACAUCUAC